AUGGCGACCGCGCUACCGUGGAGCUCCCUUGCCAUGACCGCACCCUACUCCGUGCACGGACCUCUUGCCAUCCAAGUCUUCACCAUUUCCAAGCACCGGAUCGCCUCCUUGAAGCACCUCUGCGGUGGUGGCACGAGCACCUUCUGCGCUGUUAGCGCUCUCGUGUGGCAGUGCACAUGCCUUGCGCGUCGGCUCCCACCUGAUUCUGAAGCGCGCCUGGCGUUCCCGGCCGACCUCCGGCGUAGGAUGAGUCCGCCCCUCCCGAGCCGCUACUUCGGCAAUGCGAUGUUUUGGCUAGGCGUCACCAGCGCGGCGCGAGAUAUUGCCACGGAGGCGCUGGGAUCCGUCGCUGGCCGCAUCAGAGGCGCCGUCGAUCGGAUGGACGACGAGCUAGUGCGCUCUGCGAUCGACUACUUUGAGAUGGCCGAGAUGGACAGCCGGCCUCCGAGGGGCACCUUGCGGCAGACGGACCUGCAUAUUACCAGCUGGUUGGGCAGGCCACAGUACGAUGCAGAUUUUGGGUGGGGAAAGCCAGAGUUGAUGUCGCUGGCGGAGAACCACCGCGGGGGCGUUGUGUUCUUGAUGAACGAUGACGAUGGUGCUGGCAGCGGCGGCGUUCGUUUGCUCAUGUGCAUGGAGGCUGUAAAUAUAAAGGAGAUAGAGCGGCUGUAA
This is a messenger RNA of Miscanthus lutarioriparius, 672 nucleotides long. NCBI's taxonomy places the organism in Eukaryota, Viridiplantae, Streptophyta, Magnoliopsida, Poales, Poaceae. The record is from the annotation of a GenBank genome assembly.